Molecule: messenger RNA, 1604 nt
Organism: Armigeres subalbatus
Lineage: Eukaryota; Metazoa; Arthropoda; Insecta; Diptera; Culicidae
Gene: Pgk
Product: phosphoglycerate kinase
Exons: 3
Coding region: 121-1368 (415 amino acids)
Biological process (GO): glycolytic process; gluconeogenesis
Cellular component (GO): cytosol
Molecular function (GO): phosphoglycerate kinase activity; ATP binding; ADP binding
Source: RefSeq, a predicted model, not a curated record
UCACUUUUUCUCGGAGGAAAUCUCAUUUUCAUAGCGGCGUUCGUUGAGGGAAAAUCAGUGAAUAUCUGUUUUUUGAAAUUUACAAUAAAAUCGCUAGUUGAAUUCUACCGAAAAUUCGGAAUGGCUCUAAAUAAAUUAAGCAUUGAGAAUGUUGACCUGAAAGAUAAGCGCGUUUUCAUGCGUGUGGAUUUCAAUGUCCCAAUCAAGGAGGGCAAAAUCACCAGCAACCAGCGUAUUGUAGCUGCCCUGGACAGUAUUAAAUAUGCCCUGGAAAAGGGGGCUAAAUCCGUUGUCCUUGCUUCACACUUGGGACGACCGGAUGGUAAUAAAAACGCCAAGUAUACCCUGGCCCCAGUGGCCGAAGAAAUGAAGAAGCUGCUGGGCCGCGACGUAACAUUCCUGAAUGAUUGCGUCGGUGCUGAGGUCGAAGCUGCUUGUAAAGAUCCUGCACCCGGUUCUGUGAUUUUACUGGAAAACGUUCGUUUCUACGUGGAAGAGGAAGGAAAGGGCGUUGACGCCUCUGGUAAUAAGGUCAAAGCUGAUAAGGACAAGGUCAAGACUUUCCGUGAAAGUCUUGCCAAAUUGGGGGAUGUGUACGUCAACGAUGCUUUUGGAACUGCACAUCGAGCACAUAGCUCCAUGAUGGGUGAAGGAUAUGCCCAACGAUCCGCCGGGUUACUAUUGAACAAGGAGCUGCGUUACUUCGGACAAGCUCUGGACAACCCACCACGACCAUUCCUUGCUAUUCUGGGUGGCGCCAAAGUGGCUGACAAGAUUCAGCUCAUCGAGAACUUGUUGGACAAGGUCAAUGAAAUGAUCAUUGGUGGCGGUAUGGCUUUCACUUUUCUGAAGGUUUUGAACAACAUGGAAAUUGGCGGAUCACUCUAUGAUGAAGAGGGUUCCAAAAUCGUACAGAAGCUGGUGGACAAAGCAAAGGCGAAUAAUGUGCAGCUGCAUUUGCCAGUUGAUUUCGUUACGGCUGAUAAAUUUGCUGAAGAUGCUGCUGUAGGUGCUGCAACGGUAGAGAGCGGAAUUCCCGCUGGCCACAUGGGUCUCGAUGUUGGUCCCAAAUCCCGCGAAGCUUUUGCUGCUCCGGUUGCACGCUCCAAGAUUAUCGUUUGGAAUGGCCCUCCUGGUGUGUUCGAAUUCCCCAAUUUUGCGAACGGAACAAAAUCUAUUAUGGAUGCCGUGGUCGCUGCCACAAAGGCAGGCACCGUUUCUAUCAUUGGCGGUGGGGAUACGGCUUCGUGCUGUGCUAAAUGGGGCACAGAAUCUCAGGUGUCUCAUGUUUCUACUGGUGGCGGUGCCUCCCUGGAGCUUCUGGAAGGCAAGGUGCUGCCUGGUGUUGAUGCUUUGAGCAGCGCCUAAUUUAAAUGAUUCUAAAAACAGGUUCUAGCAAAGGUUAAAAUCACAUUACUGUUGUGCAUAGUCCCGAGCUGGCUUAUCUAAGAAUUAUGAUUUAAGUUAAAGUCAAAACUCGUCAUAUAAUAAUCAAUGUGCACGUAUUGCUAAAAUGCUGUGCUGUUAGCGAAUUACAUAAUGAACAAUUAUCAUAAGAAAUAAAAAAUGUGUUGCGUAUUAGUGAUGAAACUGUCUACACAUAA